Molecule: messenger RNA, 693 nt
Organism: Meriones unguiculatus (Mongolian gerbil)
Lineage: Eukaryota; Metazoa; Chordata; Mammalia; Rodentia; Muridae
Product: disks large homolog 5-like
Exons: 5
Coding region: 1-693 (230 amino acids)
Source: RefSeq, a predicted model, not a curated record
AUGUGGGCGAGACUGAGAAGUUUCUUUGGGAAAGAGAAUGUGGACAGUCGAAAAAUCCAAGAGAGGCAGAAGGCAGAUGGCCUUCCAUCUCAUUUUAAAAUAUCAAGAAAUAAGUUGUCCUGGGGAAGACACAGUGAGUCUUGGGCAGAGGACGUGGGCUUGUUGCCUCUGUGUCCUGGGGCCAGUGGGGAGACACCAUCUCCCACAAAGCUCCCCUCCAAGAAGCAGGUGAAGAAGGAAAUGGACAGGUUGACCACUCAGCUGCAGCUGAUGACCAGGGAGAGAAAUGAGCUGAGAGAUCGCCUGAUCCUCAUCACAGAAGGAUCCUUGGACAACAGGCCCUACUACAGGCCAAAUCCUUUCUAUGAGAGACUGAUGACACAGCAUAAACAGGUGAUAUUGGACCUGCAGACCUUAGAGCAGGAGCACACUGAAGCCUCACAGAACCUCAAGGAGCUCGACAAGGAGACUGGCUUCUAUAGCAACCUCCACAGCCGGCUCCUGAUGGAGCAGGCUCAGUUGAAGAAGAAGGUGGACAUGAUGACGCAGGACAAUGAGACAGUGCAAGAGAAUUGGGUCCUGCUAAAGCACCAGUUGGCGGAAAUGCAGCAGAUUUGUAAGGACCAAGAGGAGGAGACCAGCGACCUCCAGACACCGCAACUGGACAAGGUCUGGAACCAUUUGCCCACUUGA